AUACAAAUCAGAUGUUUAUAAUUUGCACUAGGUAAGUAAGUAACAAAAUAUAACAUAAAUCUGAAGGGAAAAGAUGACACUCUAGCGCAGACUCUGCAGCAGGAGAGUGGCGUUAAUUUUAAUUAAGAAAUUAUAAGCCGCUGAACGGCAGACUAAAAUGAUUCUAUCGGCUCAGGACUGUCAGUGUCCACUAGUGGACGAGGGUAUAUCCCUGGUCAACUCUCCGAUAUGCAGCGGCACUUUCGCCUUCAUGAUGCUUCUGGAAGCAUUCCUUAAGGGGCGCUGUGACAUCGCUUCGCCUUGCAGCAGAAUCCAGUCGCAGGAGAAACUGCGAUCGGAGUACGACUUUAUUGUGGUGGGAGGGGGAUCAGCUGGGGCUAUCGUGGCAGGCAGGCUCAGCGAGAACGACAAGUUUAAGGUGCUACUAAUAGAAGCAGGCGAUCAGGAACCUAUAGGCGCUCGCCCGCCGUCCUUCUACAGAACGUUCUGGUACAACGAGAAUGUAGACUGGAGGUAUCGGACAGUGCCCGACAAUUACUGCCUCGACCAAGACGGGAAAGGAUGCAUGUGGCCGAGGGGAAAAGUUCUUGGCGGGUCCAGCGUGCUCAACGGCAUGAUGUACCACCGAGGGCACGCAGCCGACUACGAGGACUGGGUCGCGGCGGGGGCCGAGGGCUGGUCGUGGGAGGAGAACAAGCCCUACUUCGACAUGACGGAGGGCAACAAGCAGAUCGGCUCGCUAGUGAGCGGGCAAUACCACUCGGGGUCUGGCCCGUUGCCGGUGCAGCAGUUCAGAUACCAGCCGCUAGCCGCGCACGUUCUGCUGCAAGCCAUCAACGAGAGCGGGCUGCCCAUCAUCACCGACAUGAACGAUCCAUCCACCCCCGAUGGCUUCAACAUCGCGCAGACCUUCAAUGAAGACGGCCAAAGGUACUCAACAGCGAGAGCUUACCUGAAACCUCAUUCGGAGAGGCCCAAUCUGGACGUGAGGCUGAAAUCCCACGUGUCCAGGGUCCUAUUCGAAGGCACCCAGGCCACUGGAGUUGAGUUUAUAGAUGAAAAUGGUACAACUCAUACCGUGAAGGCGACUAAAGAGGUCAUAUUAAGUGCAGGUGCACUAAACAGUCCCCAUAUCCUGAUGCUGUCCGGUAUCGGGCCGCGUGAGAUUCUAGAACCUUUGGGCAUCCCAGUGAUCGCUGACUUACCAGUCGGGCAAACGCUUAAGAAUCACUAUGGAAUCACAUUAUACUUCUAUCUGACUAAGCUGAACGAUACCGAGGUGCUUGACUGGAGUGUGCUCACUGAGUAUCUAUUAAACAGGCAAGGACCAAUGACGGGUACGGGUGUAACUCAGCUCACUGGUCUACUUUACUCGAGUCUUGCGGACCAGUCGCGGAAACAACCCGACAUUCAGUUCUUCUUCAACGGAUUCUACGCGGAAUGCUCGAGAAAUGGCGUCAUCAACGAAUACGCUGAGCGCAGUAACGAUGGGAAGAACGUUUCUGCAAACGCAGCGAUCCUCCUCCCCCGGAGCGUGGGCCGCAUGACCAUCAACUCCACGGACCCGCUGACGCCGCCGCUGUUCUACCCCGGGUACUUCUCGCAUCCCGACGACCUCGUCAUGAUCAGGGACGGCGCUAGGUACUUGCAGAAGAUCUUUGAGAGCGAUACCCUAAAGAACAAGUACGGUAUAAAACUGGACAACAAGACGACCGAGCGGUGCUCCGGCCUGGCCGAGUGGUCGGACGACUGGAUAGAGUGCAUGGCGCGCGUCAACACCGACCCUCAGAACCAUCAGAUCGCGACCGCUGCGAUGGGGCUCGUUAUUGACCCCACGCUUAAGGUCUACAACGUUAGUGGUCUUCGAGUGAUAGACGCGUCGUCAGUCCCCACGUUGCCGACCGGCAACCCACAGGCCGCUAUCAUGCUCGUCGCCGAGAGGGGCGCAGCCUUCAUCAAGGACCAGUGGGAAUAAUCGGCAUUCUAAGACAUCGCAUCAUUCUUUCGGACCGAAAUUUUUGAGAUUUGUAAAUACAAUUGUUUAAAAAUUAUAAGUU
Messenger RNA from Ostrinia furnacalis (Asian corn borer), 2057 nucleotides. RefSeq names its product glucose dehydrogenase [FAD, quinone]-like. The record is from RefSeq and is a predicted model, not a curated record. Bases 158 to 1975 code for a protein of 605 amino acids. The transcript is spliced from 12 exons. NCBI's taxonomy places the organism in Eukaryota, Metazoa, Arthropoda, Insecta, Lepidoptera, Crambidae. Gene Ontology annotation, molecular function: flavin adenine dinucleotide binding; oxidoreductase activity, acting on CH-OH group of donors.